Molecule: messenger RNA, 374 nt
Organism: Pseudopodoces humilis (Tibetan ground-tit)
Lineage: Eukaryota; Metazoa; Chordata; Aves; Passeriformes; Paridae
Source: RefSeq, a predicted model, not a curated record
AUUACCACGGCGGCCGCUCCCGCAGGAAGAGCGUUCCCGGUGGGAAGCAGUUCAGCAUCAACAUGGACGCGCCGCCCGCACCCCCCUUCCGGCCCUCGCAAGGCUUCCUGAGCCGGCGCCUCAAGAGCUCCAUCAAGCGCACCAAGAGCCAGCCCAAGCUGGACCGGACCAGCAGCUUCCGGCAGAUCCUGCCGCGCUUCCGCAGCGCCGACCACGACAGGGCGCGGCUGAUGCAGAGCUUUAAGGAGUCGCACUCCCACGAGUCGCUGCUGAGCCCCUCGAGCGCGGCCGAGGCGCUGGAGCUCAACCUGGACGAGGAUUCCAUCAUCAAGGCCGUGCACAGCAGCAUCCUGGGCCAGGAGUUCUGCUUCGAG